AUGUGGAUGUUCAAAUGCCAAUUCGAUAAUCCCAAUAAUCCAUCUGAGUUUCACUGUAUAUCAUGCCUCUUUCUUAAUAACAAGGAAUAUAUUAUAGGUAGAGCAAGUAAGAGUGCCAUUGUAGUAGAGGAAAAGGGCGUUUCUAGGGUACAUUUAGGAAUAACUGCUAAAAGUGAGCUUAUAGAGGUUCAGUUAUUAGGUUCGCAGAUGAGGCUUAACAAUAAAGCUAUAACGAAGGGUGAGAUGUUGAAGUUUUCAAGAGUUGCAAGUCCUGUAAGACUGGAUAUUGGUUCCCAUAAUGUCCCAUGUACCUUGGAAUGGUUAAAAUGGGAGAUAAAAAUACCCAGUACUCUAAAACUGGAUGAAUUCCCGGCAAGAAAAGAAUUGAAUGAUUUGGAUAUUACCUUUGUCCCGUCGUUAUCUAAAGAUACUACUCAUCAGGUUGUUGAGCGACAUCAAGACGACAGGGAAUAUGAUAAAUAUCUGUUCUCGCUGGUUAAAGGUAUACCAUUAGUUGAACCAGGGUUUUUAAAAGGUCUUAUGUCAAGUUUACAGUCAAAUUGCAAUGAUUUCGAGCAGACUGUGAAUCAAUUGCUGAAGCAAUUUAGCAUAUUUCCCAACUUUAAACCGCAAUCCCGUCCCCUGUAUGGCUUGCAUAUUAUCUUAACAAAAAAGGAUGAGUAUGAUAUGUUGAAAUAUACUCUAGAGUUAGGAGGUGCAACUACCCAUUUAGUGUUAGACAUACAAACCUUAGGGCAUUUUGUUUCUCUUCUGGAUACGGGAAAAGUGAUGAUCCUAACGUAUGGUACUGCGAGCAGUGCCAGCAGAAAGGAAACCUUGAAAAGGCUUGAAAAGAUCACCAAUUCUGUGGGAUUACAAUUAACAACUGUCAAGGAUUUAGUAAAGGCGAUUGUGAAUGAAAAUAUUCACGACAUUCUGCAGCUUCGAUCUUCUGAACACAACAGUACAGAGACGUCAAAACCAGGUGCUACCAACCUAUCAGAUAGUUCCUCUAAUAAAAGGCCUAUUAAGGAGGAUCCUCAUAAAUUGACGCCAGAUAGUCAGCCUGUGAUAAAAAGAAGAAGAACCAAGCGUGUUCAGCCGCUGGAUAGUCUGUCCUUUUUUGCUGGAGGAGUAUCAAACGCUGACGUCAAAACAGAGGGGGAUACUCAGCUAGGUGCAGAGCAGACAACCGCUCACAAUGACCAAUUAGAUACCAAAAAGGCUACCGAAUCUGUGAAAGAAGAGACCCCUAAAGGCCGGGAGACAAGAUCUCGUGCAUCAAGGGUCAAACCCUUGCCAAAUAUGAUGCUUAGAGCCACAGACAAUGAUACGCAUACAAUCGACUCCGAAACCACAGCCAACAGUUCUAUAGGUCAAACAUCACAUCAAGACAUAGACAGUGAGGAUAAUAUAACCUUUAAGCACGAAUUGAACCCCGAGGCCGUGGUAGAACAGACACGACCCUCCAAAAGGCCGCCCAAGAGCCAGGACGACGAAUAUAGCGCCAAACGUAGUAAAACUCCGUCCUCUCCACAAACAGCAAUUGUAGAUGCAAUUAAAGAAAUAAAAGAGACUGAGGUUAAUCAAAUAAGGUCACAGAUUAUAGAGGUUGCUCCGGAUGAGCUAACCGAAGAAGCAAUUACACAACUACAAUGCUUGGCUAUUACAAAGACGAUGCCCAUGAUUUCUAGGCGCUCCAGUAAUAUUGUACCUGCAAACCCAGAAUACGGUAAUCGCAAGAACUUUAAAAAGUUCAUAAAAGUUUGGCCAAAGUACAUGAAAGCUGCAGCAGGCCUGGGAAAGAAGACCCGCAAGACUACUACCACUUCCAAACAUUUUAUUCCAUUAGAACCUUACACAACCGACAACUUUAGAGCACAAGAGUUUUCAACUUCUGAAUGCAUGCCAAGCCACACCUCAUCCGCUGUCAGCGUACAUGAAACCGCGCAGCCUUCAACUUCAACUGAAGAACAGCCCGCUCUUUUUGUCAUCGAUGGCGAAGAUAGCGAUUAUGAGCAAACAAAUGCCCAACCGGGCGCAGCCCAUAAGUCCAUGCCAACUUCAAACGAAGUAGAUCAAAUCAACGACGAUGAAGAGGACGAUGACGGGCCCAAGUUCGCUUUCCGCAGAUCAAGAAGAAACAAAUGA
Messenger RNA from Eremothecium sinecaudum, 2151 nucleotides. RefSeq names its product Xrs2p (gene XRS2). Gene Ontology annotation, biological process: mitotic G2 DNA damage checkpoint signaling; double-strand break repair via homologous recombination. The transcript has a single exon. Lineage: Eukaryota; Fungi; Ascomycota; Saccharomycetes; Saccharomycetales; Saccharomycetaceae. Bases 1 to 2151 code for a protein of 716 amino acids. Gene Ontology annotation, molecular function: protein binding; damaged DNA binding. The record is from RefSeq and is a predicted model, not a curated record. Gene Ontology annotation, cellular component: Mre11 complex.